AUGUUUAGAAUGUUUGAUCCGAUGUAUCAAUCAAUGAACCAGAUACUGGAGGAGAGUGGGAACAUUUUGUGGUUAGGAGAUUGCACUGCUGCCUAUGAUAGAAGUUUAUUGGAUGGUAAGGGGAUAAAGACUGUUUUGACAGUGGCAUCAGGGUUGAAUGUGUCAUAUUCUGAAGGAGGGAUGGUUCAUAAAGUGUAUCAUAUUUUGGAUAUUGAAUCGUCAAAUAUAGCGAGAUUGUUCCCAGAAACAAGUCAAUAAAUAACAGAGGGUCUGAAGAGAGGGGGAGUUUUGGUUCAUUGUGCUGCAGGAGUUUCAAGAUCGGCAUCUGUUGUGAUAGCAUUUAUUAUGAAAACUAGAGGGUGGUUGUUUUAGGAGGCAUUCGAGUUUGUUAGAAAGAGGAGAAGUGUUGUCUUUCCAAAUUACGGAUUUUAAAGAUAAUUGAGAAAUUAUGAAAAAGAUUUAAAAUAAAGCAAAGCCUAAGUGAGUUUGGAUACACCAACUAAGCAAAUUUAAAAGUUCCAAUAGGAGAGCUAGAAAGAGAAAGUGGAGCAGUUAGGCAAUUUGGAAUAGAAGUUGAAAAGUGUGGGUAAUAAGACGAAUUUUUUGACUCCUCAGAAGCAAAAUCAAAAAUAGAGACAACUUUAUCAAUCUGCAAAAGUGAACUAUGCUAAACAAUAUCAAGUGAUCCAGAACUCAACCAGAGUGAGUUCGUCUGUAAAAAGCAACCUGGUUGAUCCACAAUUCAAUUUUACGAAUCAGGGGCCAAUGAUCAUAUCGUAUUAGCAGUAGAGAAAAAAAGCAGCAGAAAAGAUGCCAGAGAUAAAUAAAAGGAAUUUAUACAAAGCUUAAUCAAGUGGAAAUAGAGCUUCGUCUGCUGUCAAACGAGUUGCUAUGCCGAAUGGGUACACUUUAUACAAUUAGAGUGGGCAGAAAUUUCAUUUGCCCAACAUGAAGAAUGCAUCACAACGUUCUAUCGAAGAGGCUGAUAACAGGGCCAAAACAUCGACUCUAUAACCAAUGCAUAGUGAAGCACAGACCAUUGUGCAUCAAAGACCACAGAGUACAAUAGAAACGCCUGCAGUGAUGAUGAAUAAGUACAUCAAUUACAGAAUAGCACAGCCAUAUUCAUCCACAAUAGAUGUGAAUGCCCGUUUAUGGGAAGCAAGCAAAAACACAACUAUCGGUUUGAAAAGAGUUUCAUCAGCUGUCAAGAAAGAAGAAACAGAAUACUAGUAGGAUUGUGAAACUAUUAGUGGUACUUUAAAACCUUACGAAUUUCUGUCAUCUCUCGGUGGCAAAAUGAUCUCAAAUGAACCAUCCAAACAACAAUCAAUAGAUCUUUCUAGACAAAAUAAUACCCAACAGGUUCGUCCUCAAACUGUGACAUCCAUAGGCAAGAUGGACUUCACUAUUAUUUAAGAACAACAAUAAAGACUCUAAUCUGCUCAAUAAACGUUAACCAGACCACCUGUUUCUAAAAGACCCAUGACGUCUAUUUAGAGACCUCAAUCUCAGGCAUUUGACAAUUAAGAAAGCAAAAGAGUUAAAUAAGAUCGAAUCUAAAGUGCUACUCUAGAUGUAUUUUAAAAACCUACUACUCAAAAACAUAAAAAACAAUUUAACGAAAUGAUAGACUAAUAAGUUCUAAGACCUCAAAGCAAUUGGAGUCUCCAACGACCUCUAUCUUCUAAAACAUCUGCACCACAGUCCUUUUUCAAAAUCUAUACCAAAUUUACUAAUCUCAGUGCUCUUGAUUUACCAUAUGAAGAACUUUUCGAUAGAAAUGAAAGAACUGUGGCAGCUACUUUUGCUAGAUUCGGAGAUCUGGGUUAUUAUUCACCAAUCUAAAGGAUUGGAGUCUAUAUGCAAUUUUCAGCAAAGUUGAAAAAGGAACAUUUACUCAAGAUAAUCGAUUUAUAAAAAACAAUGAGUUCAGCUGAAAAAACAGAUGGAGAAGUACCCAUCUAAUUGGCUAUUGUUAAUGAGUUGUUUCCAAAGUAAGGAAGAGAUAAAACUGGUAUUAACUCAGGAGCUAGUGAUGCUUUAACUAGAGAACCAGUAUCCCUUUGCUUGUAUCCAGAAUAUUUUGAUGACAACGAUGAAAAUAUUGAUUAGAUGGAAUUAUCUCUUAAAAAAUUCAAUGAAAUGCUGGCUGAGAUGAAUGGCAAUUAUGAUCCUUCACUUCUAUGCAAAGAUUAUUAUAUUCAUAUUGAUAGAGAGUUCUGGCCAGAAAACAUUCUCAAGGAAGUACUUAUCUCAGAAGAAAGAUAUCGAAACUAUAUAUCUGGAGAUUACAUAAGAAAUGAUGAAGUUCCUAAAUUCAAAAGAGAAUGGAUUUUAAAUGCGUUCAAUUUGAUUAAACCAGAAUUGUUGCGUAAUGAAGAAUGCUCCAGAUUUGUUGUAAAAGAGAUUUUGGAAUUGUUUAGAGAGUACAUGAAGAAAGCAAUGCUCGAUUACAUACUUAGGUCUCCAGAAGAAAGGAAGAGAUUGCACAUCACGUUACUCCCAAGAACUUUCAUUCAUUCAGCACAAAGAGUGGCGAGAGAAGGAGGAUACAAUAUGAAGUUAUUCCCAGAUUGGCAUGAUUUUGUAUCGAGAGGUAAGGAUUUCUGCAAGUCCAAUCUCACUCUCAUAUCUACGAUCAAUUAAGGAUUAUCAGAUUGGAUUUAAGAUUUCAGCUCAUUUAAAUUAUGCGAUUUGAACAAAAUGAAAUAGGUUGCCAGACUAGGUUAUACUUUUACAUUUUAGGAAUUCCAAAGAGUUUAAACAAUAUACAAAUUGAAUGUGCUUUGUCUCUUAGAGCAUGUCUGGUUCAGGGGGGUCAUGCUUAUUAUUAAGCUGUAGAAAUUCUUAAGGUAGAAGCAAUACAAAAGUCAAUGGACUAUUACAGGCCCAAAGUUUAAAUAAUAGUAAUUAAGACAAACCAUUCUUGAAAUCAUCCCAGAAGAAGAUUUUAUCGAUGAGGACAAUGUAAUUUAUAAGGGGGAGGAAAAUCCUUGUUACAUCUCUAUAAAGGAGGCAUUACAAUUCUAUGCAUCUAAAACAACUCAGCCUUAUAAUUUCGAUCGCUUUAAAGAUUCCUGUCAAGCACUCAAUGCCUUUACAGAAUACCAUGUGAUGCUGCAAAACCCCAAUCCCAUCGAAUCAGAUAAGCUGUCGCAAUUCUAAUUGGAGGAAGUCAGGUAAUAACAAGAAGAGAAGCCAUAUAAAAAGUUAGAAAAGGAAUAGAGGAAAGCAAUCACGUAGAAUGCCACUGUGCUGUUAUAAUUGUAGUUGAGAAGUUUCAUUGAUAGAUCCCUACAGCACUUUGAGUAACACAUUCUUAAUAUCAAUAUUCCUAAAUAAUUUGAUAUUGAGAUUAGAGAUACAAAUUUUGUUAGUUUGAUACAGGCUUGCUAAAAUCUAAAAGACAAGGAAUUUAUACCUCCAAAAUGGGGUUUGCUUUAGUAGCCUUAUGAUCCAUUCAUUCGAUUGGAAUUGAUUAUUGAAAAUGACUUUGUUAAGUUAAAGGAAAAUGAAGAGUCAGUCAAGAAUGAAUUUGUGGAUGCCUUCAGAAGUAUCAUUAUAUCAUUUGAUAAAUUCUUGCAUCCAAAAUUCGCCAAAGUCACUUACAAUCCCAAAGAGACGAUCCAACCAGUCCCUUUAAGAAAUUUUCAAUUUAAUUUUGAUCAAGAUAUGGGAGGAAUGACAAAGGAGGACUUUUAGAAGUUCUUCAAGUCUUUUUGGCCAUAGGUGAAAGUGGAAGAGAAGUAAUAAAAAGAGCAUCCUGAACUUCUGUUGGCAUCGGAAGAAUAGAGAGAAAUUUAUUAGGAGAAGAAGUAUAUGACAGUUGCAUCAAUAGAGGAAGGAUGUUAUUUAGCUUAGGAGGCCAGGAUUUUAAAACAUGUUAGUGAGCAUUACAAAAGAACUCAUUAAGUCAUUGAAUACUUUUAACAAUUCACUUAAUUCUUUAAUAAGGUCCAUGAAAAAGAAAUCAAAUCUUUAAAGAAGGCAAUCACAAAUGAAGAAUUCAAAAUGUACAUGGAGAUUCUCAAUAAAUACAAAACUUUGGUAGAUAAACUCCCAUAAACUAUACAAUUCCCUCUGUUUUAAGUCAAUUGCGAGCUUGUCUUAUCGAGCGUAAAAUAGAUGAUCAAAGAAUACAAGGAUAGAUUGUUUAUCAAUUUUGAAUCAGUCUUAAUAGAUUAGGCUAAAGUUAUAUCUGAUAGAUACUUACAGAUUAGUACAUAUAUCAGAAGAUCACUUAAAACACCAGAAGAUGUGGAGGCCAUGGACAAGUACAUUACAGAUGUUGGGUAGGAGAGAGUAAAGAUAAAAACCAAUACAACAGAUAUCUUUAUUAAGGUUAUGUUUUUAUUGAAGCAAGAUUAUGUGAUUAGUGAACAAUUAUUGUUGUUAUCGGAGGAAUUGUAUCAUAGACCAUCUCAACUUGACAAGGAAUUGAUUGAACAAGAAGAGAAGCAUCAGAUUGAGAGAGGAAGGUUAGAGGAGGAACUCAAAAAGUAGAGAUCUCAAUUUGAGGAGAGAGUAGCUAAGUAUUGUAAGGAAAUUGAUAAUCUUGAAACAUUCACUGAAAGAUCGAAAUACAAAGGAUAUGUUAGGGAUAUUGAAGAGUUUGAGUAGAAGUUAGCAGAAGCCAAUGCAGAAAUGUAGGAGAUAAUAUAAAAAGAGUUGACCUUAUUUGGAUAUCCAUCUUAAUUUGAAAAUUUUGUGAAAUUGUAAACUGAAAUAUAGCCGUAUUCAGAAUUGUGGAAAUCUAUAGGUGUGUAUAUGGAGAAUAGGAAGAAUUGGAUGAAUGGGCCAAUAAUGGAUGUUGAUUAUGGUGAUGUAGAGACUAUUUUGAAGAAUCAGAAAAAGGGAAUCGUUAAGCUAAACAACUUGUUCAAGCAAAAUAGUAUUCCAUAUAGAGUUUUGGGAGAAUUCAAAUAAGAUGUUGAACUCAUGAGUUAAAACAGCAAGACUUUGGAGAUUCUAUCAAAUCCAGGAUUACGCGAACGACAUUGGAAAUCAGUGCAGACUAUAUUAGCCACAUCUUUUAAUUAUAAAGAAGUGUCUUUAAGAGAAUUGAAUAAUUUGAAUGUCGAGUAGUUUAUUAAUGAUAUGGAAGAAAUAUCAGAAAAUGCAAGUAAGGAAUUCACUCUAGAGAAUGCAUUAACAAAAAUGAAGAAAGAAUGGGAUAGCAUUAAAUUGGUAGUUUUAAAUUACAAAGGAAGAGGAGUUCUCAUUUUGUAAGGACAAUCUGUGGAGGAAAUUCAAACCUUAUUGGACGAUCAUGUGAUUAAAUCACAAACAAUCAGAGCUAAUCCCUUAAUCAAGUUUAUGGAGGAAGAUGCUAUAAAGUGGGAAAAGUCUAUGAUAUUUAUAUAGUAAAUCUUAGAAUUGUGGAUUAAAGUUUAAGGGAUGUACUUAUAUUUGGAACCAAUUUUCAGUUUUGAAGAUAUCAUAAAAACAUUGUAUGAUGAGAGUGAGAAAUUCAAAAAAGUAAGUAGCAAUUGGAAUUUAAUCACAAAGGCUGUUGAAAUGGAACCAUUAGCCUUGAAUUUAGACAAGAUUCCAAAUUUAAUGGAUAUCUUAUAGACUUCAUUGAGAUUGAUAGAGGAAAUACAAAAAGGGUUGGAGAAUCAUUUGGAGAUUAAGCGAUUAGAAUUUCCUCGUUUCUUUUUUUUAUCGAAUGAUGAUUUAAUUAAUAUUUUGGCAGAGACAAGAGACCCCUUAUUAGUGUAACCUCACAUGAGAAAAUGUUUUGAGGGAAUCGAGGAAUUAAUCUUCAAUUCCAAUACUGAUAUAUUGGGAAUGAAAAGCGUAGAGAAGGAGGAAGUCAACUUUGAUAACAGGGUAUCACCUAAAGAGUUUAAGAAUUGUGUUGAGAAAUGGUUACUGAAGGUGGAAGAAGAGAUGAGGAACAGCAUUUCACACUUAAUACGUUAAUGCUAUGGAGAAUUACAAGAAUUACCAGUGUUAAUCAAAUGGAUUCGUAGAUGGCCUGGUUAAUGUGUAUUGACUUGUGCUUGUAUUAACUUUACCAAUUAAAUCGAGAGCCUAAUAAGAUCAGGGAAGACUCUGAAUAAAUUUGGAAAUGACAGAGUUAAUCAUUUGAAUGAGAUUGUGUCUUAGGUUAGGGAAUCUUAACAAUAAAAUGAAAGAUAGUUGUUGUCAGCUCUUAUAGUGUUGGAGGUGCAUAAUAAUGAUAUCUUGUAAGAUCUUAUAAAAUUGGAAAUGAAAGACACAAAUAUAUUUGAAUGGACCUCAUAAUUGAGAUAUUACAUGUAGGAAGACACAAGUGUUUCAGUCAAGAUGGUCUAAACAUCUAUUCCUUAUGGAAAUGAGUAUUUAGGAAUAGGAAGCAGAUUGGUUAUUACUCCAUUAACGGAUCGAUGUUAUAGAACUUUAGUUGGUGCAUUACAAUUAAAUUUGGGAGGAGCACCAGAAGGACCAGCUGGUACUGGUAAGACAGAAUCCACAAAGGACUUAGCCAAAGCAGUAGCAGUAUAAUGUAUAGUAUUUAAUUGUGGUGAGGGAUUGAACACUCAUGCAAUGGCCAAGUUCUUUAAAGGACUAGCAAGUGCUGGUGCUUGGUCAUGUUUUGAUGAAUUUAAUAGAAUUGAAUUGGAGGUCUUGUCUGUCAUUGCAUAAUAAAUCUUAUAAAUUCAGUAAGCUAAAUCAAUGUCGAUUGAAUCAUUUUAAUUUGAAGGCACAGAAAUACAUAUUCAAUAAUCAUGCAACAUCUUUAUUACAAUGAAUCCUGGAUAUGCAGGUAGAUCAGAAUUACCAGAUAAUUUAAAAGCACUCUUUAGACCAUGUGCUAUGAUGGUACCAGACUAUGCUCUCAUUGCAGAAAUAUCUCUAUAUUCAUUUGGAUUUGUUGAGGCAAGAGCAUUGGCUAAAAAGAUCGUUGCUGUAUAUAAAUUAUGUUCGGAAUAACUGUCAAGUCAAGAUCACUAUGAUUAUGGUAUGAGAGCAGUCAAAGCAGUUUUGACAGCUGCAUAAUUACUCAAACGUAAAUCUACUGAAAGAGAGGACAUUCUUAUUUACAGAGCCAUAGGUGAUAUCAAUUUACCAAAGUUCUUAACUAAUGAUGUGAUGUUCAUUCAAUGGUAUUAUGAGUGA
This is a messenger RNA of Paramecium tetraurelia, 7107 nucleotides long. RefSeq lists its product as uncharacterized. Gene Ontology annotation, cellular component: dynein complex. Gene Ontology annotation, molecular function: protein tyrosine/serine/threonine phosphatase activity; dynein light intermediate chain binding; minus-end-directed microtubule motor activity. The record is from RefSeq and is a predicted model, not a curated record. The transcript has 5 exons. Lineage: Eukaryota; Ciliophora; Oligohymenophorea; Peniculida; Parameciidae. Gene Ontology annotation, biological process: protein dephosphorylation; microtubule-based movement.